AUGAUUUCCACUUUAGCCACGUUCCCGCCGUUUCUCCAUAAAGAUAUCAUAGAGUACCUCAGCACAUCUUUCUUGCCCAUGGCUAUACUGGGCUCCUCAAGAAGAGAAGGGGUUCCAGCUCAUGUUAAUCUGUCUGCUUCUUCAAUGCUAAUGAUUGCAAUGCAGUAUACAUCCAAUCCUGUGUAUCACUGUCAGUUACUGGAAUGCCUUAUGAAGUACAAACAAGAAGUGUGGAAAGAUUUGCUGUACGUAAUUGCAUAUGGCCCCUCUCAAGUAAAACCUCCUGCGGUACAAAUGCUUUUCCACUACUGGCCCAACCUAAAACCUCCAGGGGCAAUAAGUGAAUACCGAGGCCUACAGUACACAGCAUGGAAUCCCAUACACUGUCAGCACAUUGAAUGCCAUAAUGCCAUUAACAAGCCAGCAGUGAAGAUGUGCAUAGAUCCUUCCUUGUCUGUGGCUUUGGGUGAUAAACCACCCCCUCUCUACCUUUGUGAAGAAUGCAGCCAGAGGAUUGCAGGGGAUCACAGUGAAUGGUUGAUUGAUGUUCUAUUGCCACAAGCUGAAAUUUCUGCUAUAUGUCAAAAGAAGAACUGUAGCUCGCAUGUGAGGAGGGCCGUUGUUACUUGCUUCUCGGCUGGCUGCUGUGGUCGCCAUGGGAACAGGCCAGUGCGCUAUUGUAAACGAUGCCACUCAAACCAUCAUAGCAGCGAAGUUGGGGCAACUGCUGAGACUCACCUCUAUCAGACGUCACCUCCCCCCAUUAACACUCGGGAGUGUGGGGCUGAGGAGCUUGUUUGUACUGUGGAAGCUGUCAUCAGCUUGUUGAAAGAGGCGGAGUUCCAUGCGGAACAGAGAGAGUAUGAACUCAACCGCAGGAGGCAACUGGGCCUCUCCUCUUCACAUCAUUCAUUGGACAACACUGACUUUGAUAACAAAGACGAUGACAAGCAUGACCAGCGCCUCCUGAGCCAGUUUGGAAUUUGGUUCUUGGUAAGCCUCUGCACUCCUAGUGAGAACACUCCCACAGAGAGCUUGGCCCGGCUUGUCAGCAUGGUCUUUCAGUGGUUCCAUUCUACAGCAUACAUGAUGGACGAUGAAGUUGGUAGCCUGGUGGAGAAGCUCAAGCCCCAGUUUGUCACCAAGUGGCUGAAGACAGUGUGUGACGUUCGGUUUGAUGUCAUGGUGAUGUGCCUCCUUCCUAAACCGAUGGAAUUUGCAAGGGUGGGUGGAUACUGGGACAAGUCCUGUAGCACCGUGACACAGUUAAAGGAAGGCCUGAAUCGAAUUCUGUGCUUGAUUCCGUAUAAUGUAAUAAACCAACCUGUGUGGGAUUGCAUCAUGCCAGAAUGGCUAGAAGCCAUCAGGACUGAAGUUCCAGACAAUCAGCUGAAGGAGUUCAGGGAAGUCUUAAGCAAAAUGUUUGACAUCGAGUUGUGCCCACUUCCCUUUUCCAUGGAGGAGAUGUUUGGCUUCAUAAGUUGUCGGUUCACAGGGUAUCCUUCUUCUGUGCAAGAGCAAGCUUUACUCUGGCUCCAUGUGUUAUCUGAAUUAGACAUUGUGGUUCCUCUUCAGUUGCUGAUCAGCAUGUUUUCGGAUGGGGUUAAUUCUGUGAAAGAGCUGGCAAAUCAGAGGAAGUCAAGAGUCAGUGAACUAACUGGGAACCUUGCAGCUCGAAGGGUGAGCAUUGCCUCUGAUCCUGGACGCAGGGUUCAGCAUAAUACUCUGAGUCCAUUCCCAAGUCCGUUUCAGAGUCCAUUCCGCAGUUCCAUGCGCAGUCCCUUCCGCAGCCCAUUCAAAAACUUUGGGCACCCUGGAGGAGGAGGAGGAGGAAGAACAAUUGACUUUGACUGUGAUGAUGAUGAGAUGAAUUUGAAUUGUUUCAUCCUGAUGUUUGACCUCAUCCUGAAGCAGAUGGAAUUGCAAGAUGAUGGCAUUACCUUGGGCUUAGAAAACAACAUCUCUAAAGACAUAAUUUCUAUCAUAUGCAAUGUGUUCCAAGCCCCCUGGGGUGGCUCUCACACUUGCCAGAAAGAUGAAAAGGCAACUGAAUGUAACCUGUGCCAGUCUAGUAUCCUGUGCUAUCAGUUGGCUUGUGAACUGCUGGAGAGACUAGCCCCUAAAGAAGAAAUCCGGCUAGUGGAACCUACAGAUAACCUUGAGGACAGUCUUUUAUACAGUAGACCUGAGUUCAUUAUAGGAACUGAAGGGGAAGAGGAGAAAAAACCAGCACCAAAGCAUGGAGAAAACCCAGGGAACCAUACAGAGACAACAGGAAAUACAGCCAUAAAAAACGACACCGAGAGGAAAUUCUGUUAUCAGCAGCUCCCGGUGACGCUAAAGCUCAUAUACACAAUAUUGCAGGAAAUGGCUCGGUUUGAAGAGCCAGAUAUCCUUUUUAACAUGUUGAACUGCUUAAAGAUUCUCUGUCUUCAUGGGGAGUGCUUAUACAUCGCAAGAAAGGAUCAUCCCCUGUUCUUAGCCUAUAUUCAGGAUCACAUGCUGAUUGCCAGCUUAUGGCGAGUUGUCAAAUCCAAAUUCUCCCAGCUUUCUUCGUUAGCAGUGCCUCUCCUUCUUCAUGCUCUGUCCCUUCCGCAUGGAGCGGACAUAUUCUGGACCAUCAUCAACAGCAACUUCAACAGCAAGGAAUGGAAGAUAAGGUUUGAAGCAGUGGAGAAAGUAGCUGUGAUGUGUCGGUUCCUGGAUAUUCACUCGGUGACCAAAAACCACUUGCUGAAAUACUCCCUGGCUCAUGCCUUCUGCUGUUUCCUGACUGCUGUGGAAGAUGUCAACCCUGCAGUUGCCACCAGGGCAGGACUACUGUUAGACACCAUCAAAAGACCAGCUUUGCAGGGCCUGUGCCUUUGCUUGGAUUUCCAGUUUGAUACGGUAGUGAAGGACAGGCCCACAAUCCUUAGCAAGCUUUUGCUGCUUCAUUUUCUCAAGCAAGACAUUCCAGCAUUGAGCUGGGAAUUCUUUGUGAACCGGUUUGAGACGCUUUCGCUUGAGGCACAGCUUCACCUGGAUUGCAACAAAGAAUUCCCCUUCCCAACAACAAUCACGGCUGUCCGGACAAAUGUUGCAAAUCUGAGUGAUACAGCCAUGUGGAAGAUCAAGAGGGCUCGUUUUGCCCGCAAUCGGCAGAAGAGUGUCCGCUCUUUGAGAGACAGCGUGAAGGGCCCUGUGGAAUCCAAGAGAGCACUUUCUCUUCCAGAAACCUUGACCAGCAAGAUCCGGCAACCUUCACCGGAAAAUAACAACACCAUAAAGGAUGUUCUCCCAGAAGAUGCUGGCAUUGACCAUCAGACAGUCCAUCAACUAAUUACUGUGCUGAUGAAAUUUAUGGCGAAAGAUGAGAGCAGCGCAGAGUCGGACAUCAGCAGUGCGAAAGCCUUCAACACAGUCAAGCGCCACUUGUAUGUCUUGCUGGCCUAUGAUCAACAGGAAGGUUGCUUCAUGAUCGCGCCUCAAAAAAUGCGCGUUUCAACUUGUUUUAAUGCCUUUAUUGCGGGGAUUGCCCAAGUGAUGGACUACAACAUCAACCUCGGCAAGCACCUCCUCCCCUUGGUGGCCCAGGUGCUCAAGUACUGCACAUGCCCACAGCUGAGGCACUACUUCCAGCAACCUCCCCGCUGCUCCCUCUGGCCCCUUAAGCCUCAUAUUCGGCAGAUGUGGCUCAAGGCACUGCUUGUCAUCCUCUACAAGUAUCCAUACAGGGACUGCGACAUCAGCAAAACUGUUUUGCAUCUCAUCCACAUAACUGUCAACACGCUUAAUGCACAGUAUCACAGCUGCAAGCCUCACGCCUCAACGGGCCCUUUAUACAGCGACAACAGCAAUGUUAGCAGAUAUAGUGAGAAGGAAAAAGGUGAGAUAGAACUGGCUGAAUACAGAGAAACAGGCGUACUGCAAGACAACAUCCUGCGCUGUGUGAGAGAGGAAAGCAUUCAGAAAAAGAAACUGCGCUCUCUGAAACAAAAAUCUCUCGACAUAGGAAAUGCAGACUCCCUGCUGUUUACAUUAGAUGAACACCGCAGGAAGUCAUGCAUAGACCGCUGCGACUUAGAGAAGCCACCCGCCAUUUCCGUUUAUACCGCGUCAAGGCAGAAUGGGCGAUCUCGGCAAAAUUCCUUCACUAUGACUGAAGAUGCAGAAACAGGGGAGAACGAAACCCCUCCUGCCGUCCCAGCCAAAAUCCCAGCAAGGCGGAGACCCAUCAUUCCAGAAGUCAGGCUGAACUGCAUGGAGCCAUAUGAAGUGAUGGUGGAUUCUCCAAUCAAAGCUUCUCCUCCAAAAGAGGAUUUGGACCUUAUAGACCUGUCCUCUGAUUCAACAUCAGGGCCUGAAAAGCAGUCAAUUAUUUCCAAUUCAGACAGUGACUCCUUGGUCUUUGAACCUCUCCCUCCUCUCAGGAUAGUGGAAAGUGAUGAAGAAGAAGCUGAUUUCAUAGGUCAGGUGACCGUUGGUGUCUCCAGCAAGAUGGCCACUUCCACUCCUUCAAGCCCCACCAGUAUCUCUUUGCUCAGCUUCAGCAUAACCCCUGUGGUGCAGUUCAGCAUUGAGGACUGCUCCAGAAGCUUAACCCCUACUGAGGCAAGCACUAUUGUGUCAUUUGCACAAGAGGAAACCCCUUUGGUGGUGCCUGACAGUCCAAGAGAUGUUGAAGAGUUAGCCAAGCCCGAAGAAGUUCGUGAAGUGACUUGUGGCAGCCCGUUGCUGACGCUAAAACAGAAGCGAGAUUUGCUGCAGAAGUCGUCUGCUCUUCCAGAGAUGUCCAUUGAUGAGAGCUUUGACUUUUGUGUUGAUGAAAUUAAACUUGGUGGACCUUUUCCCAGUUCAAGUGGGAAAACUGUCCUCAUUAAGGUCCCAGAGGACUCUGAGAACCAAAGUGAAAGUGAGAAACCCGAUACCAAUGUGGAAUCGGAUACUGAACAAAGUGUGGAACAAAAACCAGAAGAAGAAGAAGCAGAAGCAGAAGAGUCUGAAUUUAAGAUUCAAAUUGUACCAAGGCAGAGAAAGCAGAGGAAGAUUGCAGUGAGCGCCAUCCAGAGAGAAUACCUUGACAUUUCCUUCAACAUCUUGGACAAACUGGGGGAGCAGAAAGACACAGAUGAUUCAGCUAAAGUACUUUCAACUCUGGAAAUGCCAAGGGAAUCAUCUUCUGCACCGACCCUCGAAGCUGGCGUCCCAGAGACAAGUAGCCACUCUUCCAUGUCGACUCAGUUCCGACAAAUGAAAAGGGGCUCUCUGGGAGCUUUGACUAUGAACCAGCUAAUGAAGAGACAACUGGAACACCAGUGUAGUGCUCCCCAUAAUAUCAGCACUUGGGAUGCAGAACAGAUACAGCAUGGGAAGAGGCCGUGCAAUGUCUCAGUUUGCCUAAACCCUGACUUGGAGGGACCACCACUAAGAAUAAGAGGGGCUACGAAAUCCAGCUUGCUCUCAGCACCCAGUAUAGUCAGCAUGUUUGUACCAGCACCAGAAGAUUUUGCUGAUGACCAGCCCACAGUGAUGGCGGACAAGUGUCAUGACUGUGGAGCCAUCCUGGAAGAGUAUGAUGAAGAAACUUUAGGUCUGGCCAUAGUGGUUCUCUCCACAUUUAUUCACCUCAGCCCAGAUCUGGCUGCUCCGUUGUUGCUGGAUAUCAUGCAGUCAGUAGGGAGGUUGGCUUCGAGCACCAAUUUUUCUAAUCAAGCAGAAAGCAUGAUGAUCCCAGGGAACGCUUCGGGUGUGGCCAAGCAGUUUCUCCGCUGCAUUUUCCACCAGCUGGCUCCCAAUGGGAUACUUCCCCAGCUGUUUCAGAGCAACAUCAAAGAUGGAAGUUUUUUACGGACCCUGGCCACGUCUCUUAUGGAUUUCAGUGAGCUGAGCUCCAUAGCUGCACUGAGCCAGCUAUUAGAGGGUUUAAACACCAAAAAGAAUUUACCAGCAGGGGGCGCAAUGCUACGCUGCUUGGAAAACAUCGCCACAUUUAUGGAAGCUUUACCCAUGGAUUCCCCCAGCAACCUCUGGACCACAAUCAGCAACCAGUUCCAGACCUUCUUUACAAAGCUGCCUUCUGUUUUACCCCUUAAGUGUUCUUUAGAUUCUGGUUUAAGGAUAAUGAUCUGUCUGCUGAAGAUACCUACCAGCAGUGCUGCCAGGAGUCUGCUGGAGCCGUUUUCAAAACUGCUUAGUUUUGUCAUCCAGAAUGCUGUCUUCACCCUAGCCUACUUGGUAGAACUGUGUGGCUUAUGUCACAGGGCUUUCACAAAGGAAAGGGAUAAGUUCUAUUUAUCCCGCAGUGUCAUCGUAGAAUUAUUGCAAGCUCUGAAAUUAAAGUCACCUUUGCCAGAUACGAACUUGCUGUUGUUGGUCCAGUUUGUUUGUGCAGAUGCUGGAACAAAACUAGCAGAGUCAACGAUCUUGCCCAAACAGAUGAUUGCUUCUGUGCCUGGAUGUGGGACAGCAGCAAUGGAGUGCAUGAGGCAGUAUAUUGGGGAAAUACUGGAUUUUAUUGCCGAUAUGCACACCUUGACUAAAUUAAAGAGUCACAUGAAGACAUGUUCCCAACCACUCCAUGAAGACACUUUUGGUGGACAUCUCAAAGUUGGUUUAGCUCAAAUUGCUGCAAUGGAGAUCUCGCGGGGCAACCACAGGGAUAACAAGGCUGUAGUUCGCUAUCUACCUUGGCUAUAUCACCCGCCAUCUGCAAUGCAACAGGGGCCCAAAGAAUUCAUUGAAUGCGUAACUCACAUCCGCUUGCUCUCCUGGCUUCUUCUGGGGUCGCUGACACAUAAUGUCGUCUGUCCAAAUUCCCCUUUGGUUUGUAUGCCCAUUCCACUGGACGCCGGCUCUCAUGUUGCUGAUCACUUAAUCGUAAUCCUGAUUGGGUUUCCAGAGCAGUCCAAGACAUCCGUCUUGCACAUGUGUUCCCUCUUCCAUGCCUUUAUAUUUGCCCAGCUGUGGACUGUAUAUUGUGAACAAGCUGCAGUGGCUCCGACUGUCCAAAAUCAGAAUGAAUUUAGCUUCACGGCAAUCCUUACAGCCCUGGAAUUUUGGAGCCGAGUGACGCCGAGCAUCCUGCAGCUGAUGGCACAUAACAAGGUGAUGGUAGAGAUGGUGUGUCUCCAUGUGAUCAGCUUAAUAGAGGCUUUACAGGAAUGCAAUUCAACUAUUUUUGUUAAGCUGAUUCCGAUGUGGCUACCAAUGAUUCAGUCAAAUCUAAAGCAUUUAUCCGCUGGGCUCCAGCUUCGCCUGCAAGCUAUUCAAAACAACGUGAACCACCAUAGCCUUAGAAUGUUACAGGGGUCCGGCCAAACGAGCACGAUUGCCUCCGUCCUCCGCAAAUGGCUGCAGUGCACCCGGUUUAAGAUGGCUCAAGUGGAAAUCCAGUCGUCUGAAGCAGCCUCUCAGUUUUAUCCUUUAUGAAUGCUGCGGAAUACGCUGGAAGCUUCAGUUUAGUCUAGCAAUAACAGGGCUCAAGCUAAAAGAUAAAAUGCCAUUUUUUAAAACAAAAAUUAUAUAAGUACUGUAGCUACACUUUUUAGUCUCUUUGAUUAUACAGAAAGAGGUGAGCUGGCCAGUGGUCUGUGAUGGUGUCUGGAACCCAAACCCACAAGUAGAUCUUUGUUCAUGUGAGCAAUGCCCCCUAAAGUCAAUGGUACCUGAUCUCUGAAAAUGAGUAUUUGCUAAAUUAAGCCUCAUGUAUAUAUAGCAAGAUGUUUAAAUAUAUUGAUUUCUGUAUUUGUAAAUAGGAC
Gekko japonicus is the source of this 7739-nucleotide messenger RNA. RefSeq names its product unc-79 homolog (C. elegans) (gene UNC79). The transcript is spliced from 48 exons. Lineage: Eukaryota; Metazoa; Chordata; Lepidosauria; Squamata; Gekkonidae. Gene Ontology annotation, molecular function: protein binding. The record is from RefSeq and is a predicted model, not a curated record. The coding region runs from base 1 to 7410 and encodes 2469 amino acids.